AUGAACACCCAUUGUACAACUUCCAUAGCUUACCACCACUCACCCAUCUUAAAGAACACAACACCAUCGCUUUUCAACAAAUCGGGCAUUCUCACGCUUUAUGCUUCCAAUCCCAUCCCAAGGAGGCAGACCAACGUUCUCACUCUUCUCACUCGCUGCUCCCAAAAGCCAGAAAUCAACACCAACAGUGAAACUAGGCAGAAUUCCGUUGCCGCUGAUGAUGAACCCGGUUCAACCCCAAAUCCUGAACACCCACCAACGACGAAGUUAGGUGACGACGAUUCACUUUCCUCGUCUUCUUCUCUUUCAUUGCCUUGUUCAUCUAGAGGUUUGGUCUUCGAUUUGGGCCCCUCGGGUUCUUGGGACAGCAGGGAUAUUGGGUCUCCUGUGGUGAAAAGGUUCCUGAGCGAUGAUGAAGAGAGAUGGUAUAUGUGGUACCAUGGCAGUUCCGGUCAAAACCCUGGUUCUGAUUCUCUAGGUUUAGCAGUUUCAAGCAAUGGAAUUCACUGGGAGAGAGGGUUUGGGCCGGUUAGAUCAGCUGCGGAUGUGGGUUUGGUAAUGAAUGUUGGCCAAGAUUGGUGGUCGUUUGAUACUCUCAGCAUUAGGCCUGGUGAAGUGGUUGUGAUGUCAAGUUCGAAAGUUAAAGCUUCCAGUGCUGUGUAUUGGCUUUACUACACUGGAGAGGUUUUUAGUAGGUCUUUGCCAGGUUUGGCAAUAAGUCAGGAUGGAAGGUAUUGGGCUAGAAUUGAAGGUGAUCAUCACAGUGGAGCUCUUUUCGAUGUUGGUUCUGACGGGGAAUGGGAUUCUCUGUUCAUUGCUGGGCCGCAAGUUGUCUUCCAUGGGAGUGGAGAUCUUAGAAUGUACUACCACUCAUUUGAUGUGAAGAGCAAGCAAUUCUGUAUUGGGAUGGCAAGAUCAAGGGAUGGGAUCAAAUGGGUGAAGCUGGGGAAGGUACUAGGAGGGGGCAAAGCUGGUGGGUUUGAUGAGCUCGGUGCGGUGAAUGCUAGCGUUAUCAAGAACAAGAAAGAUGGGAACUACGUGAUGGCAUAUGAAGGCGUUGAUGGUGAUGGAAAGAGGAGCAUUGGCAUUGCAGUUUCAAGCGAUGGAUUGAGAGAGUGGAGAAGGGUUGACGAAGGUGAUGCGGUUUUGAGACGUGGGGAGGAAGAAGAUGCCUGGGAUAAUCAGGGAGUUGGGUGUCCUUGUCUGGUGCAGAUGGAAGGUGGGGAUGUUGAUGGUGAAUGGAGGUUGUAUUACAGAGGACUUGGGAAUGGAGGAAGGAGUGGGAUUGGAAUGGGGUUCUCGAGAGGAAGCGAUAUUAGUAAUUUCAGGAAGUGGACAGGAUUCCAAUCAUAA
Messenger RNA from Linum tenue, 1353 nucleotides. The record is from the annotation of a GenBank genome assembly. NCBI's taxonomy places the organism in Eukaryota, Viridiplantae, Streptophyta, Magnoliopsida, Malpighiales, Linaceae.